AUGGGUGCCCAAACAUCCACACCGACAUUCCCUAGGAGUGGUUUAGUUUUCCCCAGUUCUGGUGGACCGAUUGCUCCAUUCACAAACGAUGGAAAAUCUCCGCUGACGUCGCCCGUCAAGGACCCUUUAAAACGCUCUAAUCAACUAAAAUCUUUAAUCACGCCGUCUUUGAUCGCCAAGUGGAACGAUGCUCCAGCUCCCCCCUCUGCCUCUAGUUCCCAAUCUUCAUCGAUUUCCGCCAUUAACCCCCACAUAAACCCUCUAAUCUUCGACUCCCCUCAAAAGACCCCAUCCACUGUUGCCUCCACCCUGUCAACCGCAACCAACUCCCUCACCAAGACGAGAUCCUCGAUGAAGAGGGCAGCCACUGUGGCUGACCUGGACUGUGAAGAUCCGGAUGAAGGCAAUGGUGAGAGCUUUUUCUCUCAAUAG
Molecule: messenger RNA, 432 nt
Organism: Melampsora larici-populina 98AG31
Lineage: Eukaryota; Fungi; Basidiomycota; Pucciniomycetes; Pucciniales; Melampsoraceae
Exons: 1
Coding region: 1-432 (143 amino acids)
Source: RefSeq, a predicted model, not a curated record